Molecule: messenger RNA, 1441 nt
Organism: Dendronephthya gigantea
Lineage: Eukaryota; Metazoa; Cnidaria; Anthozoa; Malacalcyonacea; Nephtheidae
Product: alpha-(1,3)-fucosyltransferase B-like
Cellular component (GO): membrane
Molecular function (GO): alpha-(1->3)-fucosyltransferase activity
Source: RefSeq, a predicted model, not a curated record
GUGGAAGACGGAACAAGCUUCUGCUACUCGACAUCGUUCAAAGAAUAUACGUUGAAAUAAACUGCCUGGUGAACCCUAGUUGAGGCAGAGCAGUGGGGCUGACAAUGCUGCAUAUUGAGUUGGGUGUGACCCCUUGUUCCGGUAUGACAAGUCGGUAGAAUCCUCGUCAAACUUGAACUUCCAGAACUUGCAACAGGUUGAAUUCUAUCGCAACAGCCUAUCCCACGUGUUAUUUGAGAAGAUGUGUUAUCAUAUCGAAACGAGGAAACAAAUAAUUUUGUUUGUCGCCUUAUCAAUCCUCGUCACUGGUAUGGUCUUGGUUUUGGUCGUGACCAUUUCAUCGAACGACACAUUUAAAAACGUGGCUCCAAUACCUCACGCUGUUGAUGAAAAAAUCGUUCUUCUAUUCUGGUCUAAAUUAUGGGGCAAGCCCGCCAAAAAAGCCAUAGAAAUACAGAAGGGAAACGACAGAGGGAAAUGUCCAGUUGCCUGUGAAGUGACGUCUGACCGGAACAGGGUCAAGGAUGCAGAUUCAUUUCUAGUUCAUGCACGUGACCCGCACCCCCUACCUCCAAAUAAAGACAUACCUUGGGUUCUUAUGACACAGGAAAACCCUGUGUACACACCGGUUUUAAAAAACCCAAAAUACAUGUCACAGUUCCAUUUGUUACAAAGCUACAGACUUGAUUCAGAUUUUCCCAUUCCUCUUUUUACCAAGCCAAGUUUGGACCUUCCGUUACCAUUUAAAAACAAAACGGGAGGCAUAAUCGCUGCAUUUUCAAACUGUGAGCCGGUUCGAACCAAGUAUCUUGGACAACUGAUGAAGUUCAUUAAAAUAGAUUCGUAUGGUCGAUGUUUACGAAAUAAAAAAGGACUAAUUAACCGUUACGAAACUGACUUUAAAAAGAAAAAGUUGCUCUUACAGAAGACCUAUAAAUUUGCGAUAACAUUCUUUAACCAAGAUUGCGAUUAUUUCGUCGAUGAUCAAAUUUUGCAUGCCCUAAAUGCAGGUGCUGUACCUAUUGUAAUGAGUACGGACAAGAUUUAUGAAUUUUUACCAGGAAAUCUUAGAAAUUCCAUCGUUAAUGUCAGGGAUUUCAAAAAUCCAGCCGCUCUGGCUGAACACCUAAAAUUUCUGAUGAACAAUGAAACAGAGUAUAACAAGUAUUUGGAAUGGAAAACUAAAGGGCUGGGUGACAUAAGUGGUACGAUUAUCGGUAAUUAUUGGAGAAAAUUUGAUAGAUGGUGUCUAACGUGUCAGGCGAUAGCUCAGGGAAAGUGGCAUAAAGAAGGACUUAAAGUCGACUUAUGUCAGCGCAGAAAUUACAGUACUUGGGUAAUAAAAUAAUGUUCCAUCGCUAAUAUUUUAUUUAUAAUCUUAAUAUUUUUUUAAUUUCAGUAUUUGAUAUCUGCAGUGUUCUCAUUUUUCAAUGAUUUUGUA